This is a messenger RNA of Galleria mellonella (greater wax moth), 3365 nucleotides long. RefSeq names its product probable cytochrome P450 6a13. Gene Ontology annotation, molecular function: monooxygenase activity; iron ion binding; heme binding. The record is from RefSeq and is a predicted model, not a curated record. The transcript is spliced from 5 exons. Lineage: Eukaryota; Metazoa; Arthropoda; Insecta; Lepidoptera; Pyralidae. The coding region runs from base 180 to 1715 and encodes 511 amino acids.
GCAAACACUGCGAGAGUGCACGCAGAGAAUAAAAUAAAUAUAAAUUGUUUGAAAACAAUUAAUAUACUUUUAAAUGAAAAUUGUUUUGAAUUAUAAUAAGUUCCGGUAUGUACCUGAACUUAUUUUAAUUAAAAUUUCAUGUAAAAAAUAUUUUAAGUGAAGUGAUUGAAAGCUCUGACAUGGCGGUUUUUUUAAUUUUAUUUGCAACUAGCAUUUUUUUAAUAUAUGUUUGGUUUCAAUACAAAUUCACUUAUUGGUCAAAAAAGGGCGUGGAUGGCCCGAAGCCAGUAUUUCUUUAUGGAAAUAUACGUGAUGCACUUAGAAGAAAAGAUCAUUUUUUCCAACCGUACUGUGACAGUUACAUUAAAUUCAAACAUUUACCUUACGUGGGCAUGUAUUCAUUUUAUCGCCCUGUGCUGUGCGUAAAUGAUUUGGACUUGGCUAAGCGUAUAUUAAUUGUUGACUUUGAACACUUUCAAUCCCGUGGAAUUUACUCUGGUGGACCCAAUGAUCCGUUAGCGGAAAAUUUAUUCAAUAUCUCUGGAAAAGCUUGGAAACAGUUGCGAGUAAAAAUGUCACCAACGUUUACUUCAGGAAAAUUGAGGACCAUGUAUCCUUUUGUGGAAAGCGUGGCAAGUAAAGCUCUGAGUUACGCGGAUUUAUAUUACUCGAAAGGGAAACCCAUAGAUUUUUCGGAAUUUUAUGACAGAUAUGCCAUGGAAAUUAUUGCAAACGUUGGAUUUGGCGUUGAAUGUAACAUUUUGACAAAUCCGCAAUCAGAGUUCGACUGUUGCGCACGUGAAUAUUUUGAAAUAAAGUCAUUAUACUGGUCUAUCAUACGCGCCUUUGCUUUUAUCGCUCCAGAUCUUUUUUCAAAGUUACGUAUAAGACGAAUCAGUCCAAAAGUGGAAAACUUUUUCUAUGGCUUGGUUAAAGAAACCGUCAGUUAUCGGCAAAAAAAUAACUACAAGAGAAAUGAUUUUCUACAAACGCUUAUUGACUUGAUGAACGGACAAAUUGUCAAUGAAAACGGUGAUAUAAAACGUGUCCACGAUUUCCCGUUCUCAAUGAACAGCGUGGCAGCCAACGCUAUGUUAUACAUGUUAGCAGGAUAUGAAACGUCAGCGAAGACUGGACAAUUUGCGGCUUACCAGCUCGCUCUGAACCCUCACAUUCAGACAAAAGUGAGGGACGAAAUAGACAGAGUACUGGCUAAGUAUGACGGGCAGUGCACUUAUGAAGCACAGAAUGAGAUGGUCUAUCUAAAUAUGGUGUUGGAUGAGACGAUGCGGUUAUAUCCAGCAUUGCGCGCAAUAUUCCGGCGUUGCAACAAGCCAUACAAACUGCCCAACAGUGACGUAGUCAUAGAAGAGGGUACUUUAGUUUUCGUGCCCAUCCAGGAGAUACAUAUGGAUCCAGAAUUGUACCCUGAACCGAAAAAAUUCGAUCCUGAGAGGUUCGCGCCAGAAAAGAAGGCAAAAUUACAUCCUUGUCAGUGGAUGCCGUUUGGAGAAGGACCAAGGAAAUGUUUAGGGGUGCGUCAAGGAUAUAUUCAAUCAAAAUUAGCUUUAAUUAAGAUAUUGCAAAAAUAUGAGUUGCUUAUAGAUGAGCGGACAUCUGUCCCCUUAAAAUUGAAGACUUCAUGUCUGGUGUGGGCGGCUGAGGGAGGAGUAUGGCUCAAGCUUAGGGAACUUAAUAACAACAAUGAUAAAUAAACCUAGAUAUAUUUAAAGUCCAAUUUUUUUUUUGUAAUUUACUAAAUGUUUCCUCAACAAAAUUGGGGACUUAAAAUAACGGCUGUUUAGGGUUAUCUAAUGUAGGGGAUAUUACCAAGUUACAAACUAAAGAUUGAUUCAUGAUUUUUUUUCUUUUAAUAAAUGAUUGUUAAGGUGGUUUAUAAUUAGUAUAUAGUAUUUAUAAAUGUUAAUUAAGCAAUUAAUCUUUAUUAUUCAGUAUAAGCAUUUAUUGCCUUUUUGCCCUUCAAAGGUAUUUUGAUUGUGAAAGCGCAGCCUACCAAAUAAUGUUUGUAUAUUAAGUAUAUAGGAUUAUCAUAAUAAUAAUAUUAAAACAAAUUUUGGGUAAUUUACAAGAAGAGUACUUUUUCGGGUCCAAGUAAUUUUCCUUAGUUAUCAAAACAAAUGCCCAUAAAAUGUUUAAGUUCUAAUUAUCUAUAUAUACAGAAUGGAAAGAGUUGAAAGAGAUUAUGUAUCUAAGGGUAUGCUUACUAAGAAACCCGGAAAUCUUGUGUUAGCACAUAAGUUAGUUUACACUGUUAUUAUGUACCUUUAAUAUCAAUAACAUAUAGACUCUUAAAGACUGGAUCUGGCAACGUAUGACGCUGAGGACCUAGGAGGAGAUUGUGGAGCGGGAUGAAAAGUUGAAUAAAUUACACUAGGUAUUAUAGGAUUAUUAGAAGUCCGAAGAUAAGAGGGAGGAUACGAUUUAAAUAAAUAAAUAAAUAAUCCGUAAAAUUCAGUAACUAAUUUACAGUGAGCUGGCAAGGGUUGUUAUACCUGGUACUAAGAAUUAUCAAUAAGUAUUCGCUGAAGAUGAUAUAGUUAUACGCGCCGAAUGUAACACACUCCGAUGAGGAGAUGGAGGCAAUAUAUGAAGACAUUUCAAGAGCCAUACAUACAAUACAUACAAACAACUUGCCUAGAAUUUAUUUCAGGUAUUGGCGACGUAUAUGGUACAACGUUGAAUUCGUUUUACAUGAUGUUCGAUACAUCAUGAAAGAUUGUUUCUAUUUUCUAAAGUUGAUUUUAAGACGGGUUUUAUCAGCUUAUUUAAAAAAUGUAGUUUUUUAUAGGGACCUGAAUUCAGUGCAUUUUUUUCUGCUGAUGGCUGUCUGAUAGCAGUUGUAAUCAUAGCUUAUAGAUAUAAAUAAUACGAUGAACAACAUUAUAUACUUUUUCUGCAUUUAAAUAUCGCUACUGAUUUAAGAUUGAUUAAAAUCUUUAGAAUAUGAAUUAUAAAACUUUUCCAUUUAUGUAUUAUUUAAUUAUUUCAGUUAUUUUAUUUGUUGCGACCGUUGAAAGUAAUAUUUGUACAUGGAUAUAAGAUUUUAUGAUUUAUUGAGCAGAAAUUUGAUAUGUUAAUUGGUAUAGUUUUAUUUUUUUUUUUUCAUUAAAAGAAUAUAAAAAGGUAAGAGUAUACAAAAAUAAAAAGAAAUUAUCUUUAUGAUUCCGCUGGUUUAUUUAUAUCAUUAAAUCCUUUUCCCAAAUAAUUUACUAACUGAGAAGUUCUUUGUCUUCGUUAUCUAUCUAUUUAUUUCAUCCAUCUGUCUAAAGAUCGAAAUCAGAUAAAUUAGUUUACCUUGGAAUGCUCUGGAAAAUUUUAUUAACAUUAAGUUUUUCGGAAACCAC